UGAAAAGCAGUGUUUUACUUUAUAUAUUUAUGUUAAGAUCAUAUGUUAAGUUCUAGUAUAUUCUCAACGACAAUAGCUUUGUUUACAAAGACCAUUUUAUAUAUUUAUAACGUGUUUUUGGAGAAUUUGUUAAAGAUAAAAAUGCAAUCCACAUCUGCUCCUAAAGGUAAACGUAAAAGGGGAAAGAAAUCUAAAUCUCAAACAAAAGAUGCUAUUCAAAAGACUAAAUUAUCCAGAAAUGAGAUAGGAGCUAAUUGGAAAGCUUUUCUUUCAAAGCAAAGCUUAACUAAAGAUUCACAGAAAGAUGAUUCUCAAAAAACAGAAAAAUAUUCGGGUCCAUUCAGAAGAGCUAGAAAACUAGAAAGUGUUAUACAAAUGAAUCACACAGCAAAUACAACAGAUAGCAGUGAAAAUUCAACCUCUACCAGCCAAGGAUCAACAUCAGACAAAAAAGAGGAUAAAAGAAAUCAACCCUUGAUCACAAAAUAUGUGGCUAUGGAUUGUGAAAUGGUUGGCGUUGGAGAAGAAGGCAAAGAAAAUAUGCUAGCUCGAGUUUCUAUAGUCAAUAAGCAUGGUGAUUGCAUUUAUGAUAAAUUCGUUGCACCUCGUGAAGAAGUAGUUGAUUAUAGAACAAGUGUGAGUGGUGUUAGACCAAGUGACUUAAAGAAUGCCACAGAAUUUGAUACUGUCGCAAAGGAAGUUGCUUCAAUAUUACAGGGAAAAAUUCUUGUUGGUCACGCUUUGCACCAUGAUCUUGACGCUUUACUAAUCAGCCAUCCAAGAAAACGAAUUAGAGAUACAUCAAGAUAUAAGCCAUUCAGAAGUUUGGCUGGCGGAAGGACCCCAGGUUUGAGAAAAUUGGCUAAAUUAAUUUUGGGUGUUGAUAUUCAAAAGGGUGAACACAGUUCUGUAGAAGAUGCUAAAGCUGCAAUGCAAAUUUAUAUAUCUCAUAGUAAACAGUGGGAAGAACAAAUAAGGAGAAAACCUGCAAAGGUGCAAACUUAGUUUUAUGGUUAAUGUUAACAUAAAUUUCAAAUAUUUAUAUAUGUAAAAAUACAUAUUAUAAUAUUAUACAACACUAUUAUUCCUAAUUAUU
Molecule: messenger RNA, 1096 nt
Organism: Ctenocephalides felis (cat flea)
Lineage: Eukaryota; Metazoa; Arthropoda; Insecta; Siphonaptera; Pulicidae
Product: RNA exonuclease 4-like
Exons: 2
Coding region: 43-1005 (320 amino acids)
Biological process (GO): rRNA processing
Cellular component (GO): nucleus
Molecular function (GO): 3'-5' exonuclease activity; nucleic acid binding
Source: RefSeq, a predicted model, not a curated record